AUGCAAUACAAACGAGUUCUCUACGAGGUUGAGCACGGCGGGGCGCGCUUUCUGCCCGAAUGGGAUCCGAGGACUUUGAUGGUCAAAAGAGUGAUGAAGCGCCUCAUUCCCGUGAGCGGCAUGGAAGAUCAGAACUGGGAGGUCAUGGUCAUUGAUGAUCCGCAAACAGCCAAUGCAUUCGUCCUCCCUGGUGGCAAGGUCUUCGUCUACAGCGGUAUCAUGCCCUUGAUACGGAAUGAGAGCGGGCUUGCUGCAGUCCUGGGCCAUGAAAUAGCACAUAAUCUGGCGGAACAUAUUGCAGAGCGUUUAUCGCAGUCAAUAGGCGUGAACAUCCUGCUUGGAAGCCUGCUAUUGCUCUCAGUAGCCAUUCCCGGCGGGCUGUUUGUGGUGCAGUUCUUUGGCGGCGGUCUCCUCGAUGUCCUUUUCUCACGCCCGAUGAACCGGCUUCAGGAGAGCGAAGCCGAUUAUAUUGGGCUCAUGAUGAUGGCCGAGGCGUGCUACGAUCCGCGAGAGGCGGUGGAUUUCUGGAAGAGAAUGGACCGACAACAACAAAUACAGCCGCCGGAAUGGAUAAGCACUCAUCCCUCGAAUCAACAUCGCAUACAGAAGAUCACGGAUUGGCUCCCGAAAGCCAUUGAAAAGCGGGAGGCAAGUGAUUGCUCCGGUACUCAGGGAUUCGCAGAAAUGUUCAGGAGAGCAUUAGAUUUGGGAACUGUCAUGAGCACCUAG
This is a messenger RNA of Phaeoacremonium minimum UCRPA7, 729 nucleotides long. RefSeq names its product putative mitochondrial metalloendopeptidase oma1 protein. Gene Ontology annotation, biological process: mitochondrial protein processing; protein quality control for misfolded or incompletely synthesized proteins. Gene Ontology annotation, molecular function: metalloendopeptidase activity. The record is from RefSeq and is a predicted model, not a curated record. The transcript has 2 exons. NCBI's taxonomy places the organism in Eukaryota, Fungi, Ascomycota, Sordariomycetes, Togniniales, Togniniaceae. Gene Ontology annotation, cellular component: mitochondrial inner membrane. Bases 1 to 729 code for a protein of 242 amino acids.